Glarea lozoyensis ATCC 20868 is the source of this 729-nucleotide messenger RNA. RefSeq lists its product as uncharacterized. The record is from RefSeq and is a predicted model, not a curated record. The transcript has 2 exons. NCBI's taxonomy places the organism in Eukaryota, Fungi, Ascomycota, Leotiomycetes, Helotiales, Helotiaceae. The coding region runs from base 1 to 729 and encodes 242 amino acids.
AUGCGAAGGUCCUUGACAGACGUUGUCAAGUCUACAUUCUCACGCGCCAGUGCGCCUGCGUUCAGUCCGUUUGCUACUCGUACAUUCAGUCACGCAAAAGCUUUGGGCAUAAUGGCAGACUUGCCUGACGAGUGCGAAAUUUUGCAGAAGAAUGAGGUGAGGGAAGAGGCAAUAAAGAAUAUAGAUACGGCGAAGAAGGAAGAGCCGAAGAAAGAUGAUGCUUCGGAGACGAAGAAAUUACCUAAAUUAAGCGCCGCAGAGUUUCGAGCGUACAACAGUAUGGCGGAACAUAUGGAGUAUUUCCACAACCACUUUCGACAAACUUGGACUACGCUCCACACAGCCUGUCAAAACGGUCGUCGCCCCCCGAAUACCUCCCUCAAACAGUUUCUCUCUAUGGCGUCGCAGUUUACGUCACAUCUCUCUACCCACCAUGCGAUCGAAGAGCAGCACAUUUUCCCUGUCCUGGCGCGCAAGAUGCCCCAGUUUCGAAAUACGGCGCAUUUAUUAGAACAGCAUAAGAAAAUUCAUGAAGGCAUGGAUGUCUUUGAGAAAUAUAUCGAUGAGGUGAGGAGUGGGGAGCGGGAACUAGAGUUGAAGGAGUUGGCAAAGAAGAUGGAGUGGGGUGAUGUUCUGUGGGCGCAUCUUGCCGAUGAGGUGAAAACGCUUGGGGCAGAAAAUAUGCGGCAAUAUUGGACGGUGGAUGAGAUGAGGCGGAUGCCUAUGUAA